CAGUUGGAAGAGUUGCAGGAGUGCCAAAUGGAGGUGUACAGAAAGAAGGACACACUUGUCAUUGUAGGACUUGUGGCUUUGUAGUUCUUUAACUGUUUUAUUUUUAAAGAAAGAGAGGUUAUUCAUCUUCUGAGCAGUGAUAUUUUUGAAUUACAGCAGCUUGUUGGCAUUGGUUUUUGCUGCCACCAUGACUUCUGUGGAAACUACUCCUGGAUUUGACUUAAUUCAGGUCAGGAUUGAGUCUCUAAGCAGCAAAAUGGACACGCUCAUUAGCAUCCAGGAGAAAGUCCUCAGCCGCCUGGACAGCAUGUCUGAGGAACUCGUUGGGAUAGAAAGAGAUAUGGAAACUCUGAAAGUAGACAAGGAGGAGAUGCCUCCAGCAAGCCGCACUAAGGGACCAGCCCGAGGCAUUGGCGGUGAGAUGAAAGAAAUGUGCCAGGAAAUGAACAGCAUCAUGACAGCCGUAAACAAGCGUUCAGAACAGCAGACCCAGAAGCUGGAAGGCAUGGAGAGGCUUGUGAUGAGCAUCCAGCAGGUGGUCAGCUUCAUUGGGGAGACCGUCAAGACUUCUAAAAUCACAGAACUCAUGUUCAAGGGGCCAGCAGCACGCAAGAGCAAAGUGACAUUAGGCUCAGGGUGCAAGAACCAGGAUAGCAAACAUGGUGCUAAGAGACAGGCCUCAGGUGAGCCUGUACCAGGCAAGAAAACUGCCUCUACUAAACCCAAUAAAAGGACAGAAGUAUUAACCGUGGCAUGUGAGCCCAGCAGCCUGGAGCCUACUCAUAAACUAAAGCUUCAUGGACCAAAGCAUUUCCUUUCCUCAAAGAAAUCCUUCAAAUUUCUUCACUCAUCCAUAUCAUUGCCUUCAAAACUGAAGGAACACAAAUUUAAAGAUGGGAAGGAGAAGGGUCGCCUGAGCAUUAAGGGGCUGAAGGCGCAGAAGAAAAAGAAGCCCCCAGACACUACGGACUCUGUCUCCGUGAGGAAGCAGGCCUUGCUGCUGGAGGAAGUUCAGAAGCUUAACAGAGAGAAUGCUGAGCGCUCGAUAUCAUCCACAGCGUCAGAGGCUGAGGAGCCUCCCAGCCAAAACCUUCUGGAUUUCAUCCUGGAUCAAGCCAAAGUUCCUGUGGUCGAACACGAGGAGCUUUUACCAGACAGCCAGGAGAGCAGCACUGAUUUAAAAGAAGAGGAGGAGAAAGCGGAGGAGGAGAAAGCCGAAGCUAUCCAGGAUGAAGUGGAUGAGGCGGUUAACAAAUCCGAAGAGGAGAUCAAAGAGGUGGUUGAGGAAGAGCGCAAAGAGGAAGAUUCUGCCAUGGUCGAUGCUAAGGAGGCUGAGAACGCUGUGACACCACAGAGCUGUGAGCCAGAACCGCUGCACGAAGCCACGACGAGCAGCGAGCAGUGUGUGUCAGAAAAGGACCUUGAACUGCAGGCCUGUGAAAAAACCAGCGAAGAAGCCAAUGAAAACCAAACGCCUGUUCCGGAAGAUCUGUGUGGCGUUUUCAAAGCGGAUGGAGUAGAAAUCUGUUUAGAUUUCAGCAAAAACAAGAAAAAGGAAGAGGAACAAUUUGAUGAUGGAGAGUGCGAGCAGUUCUUCAUCGACUGCACCCCUCCACCCCCAGCUCCCUUCAUCCACCGUGUGGUUUCGGCCAAACCCAACCACAUCAGCAACUUCUACACCAUCAACCACCAGGAGAUCCUCGGAGGAGGCCGUUUUGGUCAGGUGCACAAAUGUAUCGAAAAUUCCUCUGGACUCACUCUAGCAGCCAAGAUCAUUAAAGCACGGAGUCCAAAGGAAAAGGAGGUGGUGAAAAAUGAGAUUCAGGUCAUGAACCAGUUGGACCAUUCCAAUCUGAUCCAGCUCUACGCCGCCUACGAAUCCAGGAACGACAUCAUCCUCGUCCUUGAAUAUGUGGAUGGUGGUGAGCUCUUCGACAGGAUUAUCGAUGAGAACUACACGCUGACUGAGCUGGACACGGUCAUGUUCGUCAGACAGAUCUGUGAGGGUCUGCGCCAUAUGCACAAAAUGUACAUCAUCCAUCUGGACCUGAAGCCUGAGAAUAUCCUGUGUGUUAGCAGACUGACGAACAAAGUCAAGAUCAUCGACUUUGGACUUGCAAGAAAAUAUAAACCCCGGGAGAAGUUACGAGUGAAUUUUGGCACACCAGAGUUUCUUGCCCCGGAGGUGAUCAACUAUGACUUUGUAUCUUUCAACACGGACAUGUGGAGCCUCGGAGUCAUCACCUACAUGCUCCUGAGUGGUUUGUCUCCGUUCCUCGGUGAUGAUGAUAACGAGACACUGAACAACAUCCUGGCCGGCCAGUGGAACUUUGAGGAAAGCGCGUUCUUAGGCAUUUCAGAUGAGGCCAAGGAUUUCAUCUCAAAACUGCUUAUCUACAAUAGAAGUUGGAGAAUGGGUGCAGGUGAAGCUCUGAAGCAUCCUUGGCUUUCAGACCCGUUGCUCCAUCAACACCUGUACAAAAAGAAGAACAUGUGUCAAUCACGUAGAAAUUCAUGCGUUCCUCCCCCCGAGAGCUAAUAUCUGGCUUUGUUUCCACCAGCCGAGGCCAUCUGGACCAAGCCUGCUGUGCUUUUAAUUACUGGAAAUUACUUGUAAAACUACCUACCUUAUGCUGUUUGGGUCAUUUGUUGCAGAAUUUUGUGCCAUUCUGGUGACUGCAGUCACAUAUCAUUAUGGUUAAUAUCAUUAUCCUUUAGUUAAUAAAGUGCAUAGUUAAAUAGGGUAGAGUCUCAUAACCUAGUCUUCCCAAAACGCCAUAAGAGUUUAAAGGGAUUAUUUGGAAUAUUUUAUUAGUUACAGUAAUCAGAGAUAAUAAUCAUAAUUAUUGGGAUUUCUUGGCUUUUUAUGGAUCUUUUUCUCCACUUUCUGAAUAUGUAAAAAGCUUUUAGAGUACCACUGUACAAUGAAGAAGUACAUAAUAAAAGACUUGGAGUGUGCUGUUAUAGGAAAAUAGCCACCGAUUUGGUGGUGUGAUGAAGUGGUGUAAGUGGUAACACCCUGAAGCAAUUUACCAACAACUAUCUGUUAAUUAAUGAAUGACAAAAUGGCACAGCAGUAUUUUUUUAAUCUAUUUAUAGUUACAUUUAACAUUGUGGAAAACCCACAAAACCACUUAACUGCUCCUUCACCAGACAUCAUUCUGUGUGACAUUUCUCUUGAAAGUAAUCAAACAAAACACACAGCUUGUCACGUUCUCAAGAAAAUGAAAGUAUCCUGAAGACUUUCCUGUUUUGGAAAAUGUAAAGUUACAAAGAAACUGUUACAAAGCUCUGACACUGGAGACUCCUUCCAACAGCGUUAAGUAAACGUUUUCUUAAAGAUAACUUAAUCAUCUCAGCGAUUAUAUGUUUUUCUGUUGUUAAGUAACAAGACAUUUUUAAUUUGUUUAUUCUUGUACAAUUCCCAAUGAAUGAAUGAGUUGUUACUAUAGAAACGAUAACUUAUUAGAACGAGCGCAUUAAUAUAAAUCUGUGAUUUGAGAAUUCAGCAUAGCUGUCGUAGAAUAAUGAUAGCUAACAUACUACUAUAAAAAUUAGCAUGUAUAUAGAAAUAAAAGAAUUGUGACUGGAAUUACCAGAGGGCAUUUGAAGUGUUUCAGUGUGUGUUACUGAAUUGCUUAAGCAUGGUGUUGCAAAUUCAGACUUGGAAACAAUAAAAAAAAGCAAAAAUAUUUUUAUAUAGUUUAUGUAUGAUGACGUAUAAUAGAGGUCUCGAUUUAUACCUAAAAUUCAACAUUAGAUAAUAUUAUUUUAGAGAUGCAUGAUCUCUUGCAGUGUUUCUGUACAUAUUUUUUUUUCUGUAAUAGUGCAAUAUGACCCUUUUCUCGGUGUUACAUUGUUUAAAGAAGUAGAUAUUCAAGCUUCUUGACUUACUGUACUGUAACGGCCAAUUUAACCGACGACAUUUCAUUGUAUAAUCUCUUCAACUUUAUAUGACGAUGCAUUAAAUCUGAUGAGGUGUGAUCAUAACAGGAAUAAACUAACAAUCUCUGUUCAUGUUUUUUUUUUUUUUAAAAAAAUGUCCAAACACUAUUUAUAUUGCCUUUCUUUCUUUUUUUGGAUUAUAAUUGACAGUAGUGUUUGCUAAUCUAAAAGAAUUUCUAUUAUUUGUGGGAAGUGAGGAAGUGAGAAAACACCGGCGUUAAUAACGGAGUAAAUUGUCUGUGAGGUUGAAGAUUGAGCUGCACAUCUUCUGUUCAGCUGCAUUCUGUGCACUUUAUGACUUUAUUUAUUUAUUUUUACAACUUUACAAAAUUAACAGCCAAUACAAUUUUACAGGAUUUUUUUUUUUAAAUUUUUUUUUUAAUGCCACAAAUCAUGUAACUUUCCAUAUUGUAUAUGUGUGAAUGGCGAACAGGAAACAUUUUUACAGUUGCAUUAAAGUAAUAAGUCUUA
Molecule: messenger RNA, 4416 nt
Organism: Pangasianodon hypophthalmus (striped catfish)
Lineage: Eukaryota; Metazoa; Chordata; Actinopteri; Siluriformes; Pangasiidae
Gene: mylk4a
Product: myosin light chain kinase family, member 4a
Exons: 16
Coding region: 188-2539 (783 amino acids)
Biological process (GO): intracellular signal transduction; protein phosphorylation; positive regulation of apoptotic process
Cellular component (GO): cytoplasm; nucleus
Molecular function (GO): ATP binding; protein serine/threonine kinase activity
Source: RefSeq, a predicted model, not a curated record